GCACAGCCCCAAGUAAAGCAAGAAAUGGCCGGCUCCGACCACAGCGCCCGCCGGAUGCCGUCCCUUCCGUGGACAGUGACCAUCCAGGCCGCCGCUUUCGCGUUCGCGCACCGCCUGGACGGCAGCAUCCGGCGCUCCCUCUUCUGGCUCGGCGACCUGAAGAACGGUGCCACGCCCACGCCCCGCUCGGACGCCCCGGACGUCCGGUCUGCCGACGUCACCAUCGACGCCUCCAGCGGCCUCUGGGCGCGCGUCUUCUCCCCCCCGGCGUCGUCCGCCGGCGAGGCCCCGCUCCCCGUCGUCGUCUACUUCCACGGCGGCGGGUUCGCGCUCUUCUCCGCGGCGUCCCGCCCCUACGACAACCUCUGCCGCGGGGUCGGGGCCGUCGUCGUGUCCGUGAACUACCGCCUCGUCCCCGAGCACCGUUACCCGGCGGCCUACGACGACGGCGUCGCCGCGCUGCGCUACCUCGACGGCAUUGCGCCGCCGGACGGCCUGGCACCGGUCGCCGUCGACCUGUCCAGCUGCUUCCUCGCCGGCGACAGCUCCGGUGGCAACAUGGUUCACCACGUGGCCCAGCGCUGGACGUCCAUGUCGGCGACGUCGUCGUCGCCACCCCCGCGCCUCCGCCUCGCCGGCGCCGUCCUGAUACAGCCGUUCUUCGGUGGGGAGGAGCGGACGGGCGCCGAGCUGGCCUUCGACAAGGCCUGCCGCAUACUGACGGUGGCGCGGGCAGAUCGCUACUGGAGGGAGUUCCUGCCCGAGGGCACCACCCGCGACCACCCGGCGGCGCGCGUGUGCGGCGACGGCGUCGAGCUGGCCGAGGCGUUCCCGCCGGCGAUGGUGGCUGUCGGCGGGUUCGACCUGCUCAAGGACUGGCACGCGAGGUACGUGGAGACGCUGCGCCGUAAGGGGAGGGUGGUGAGCAUGGUCGAGUACCCGGACGCCUUCCAUGGCUUCUACGCGUUCCCUGAGCUCGCCGACUCCGGCAAGUUCGUGGAGGACAUGAAGCUCUUCGUGGACGAGCACAGGCCCAAGCGUCUAGUUUAG
Panicum virgatum (switchgrass) is the source of this 1050-nucleotide messenger RNA. RefSeq names its product probable carboxylesterase 18. The coding region runs from base 25 to 1050 and encodes 341 amino acids. Gene Ontology annotation, molecular function: hydrolase activity. The record is from RefSeq and is a predicted model, not a curated record. The transcript has a single exon. NCBI's taxonomy places the organism in Eukaryota, Viridiplantae, Streptophyta, Magnoliopsida, Poales, Poaceae.